AUGAGGAGUGCCUGUGACUUAUGUCGACUCCGAAAGAUCCGCUGUGAUAGAGCCACCCCGGCGUGUGAGACAUGCCAAUUGGCCGGCCUUCCUUGUAUUUUCACUCCGCAGCCGGUACAGAACCGAAAGGGGCUUCGGCAAGAAUUGGCUGACAGUCAAGCCCGUGUCCAGCAACUAGAGGAAGCUUUGGUUGCAGCUCAACAGUCUACUCAUUCUACCCCUGGCGGGAAUUAUGAAUCGUCGACGACGGCUUCACUCAGCAGCGCUAUUUCUCCAGCGCCUCAGAAUCUAGCUCCGCAAGACUCCCCUGCAACCAGUCUUGUAACCGACACCCACUGUCUCGACACGGCGUUGGCGUCGUUUAGAUGGCAUAUUGCAUACUGUGGGCUCGGUAACCCACUGUCAACAACAAGAGCGGCAUUCUACUCCAACAUUUUUCAGCGAACAGGCAGCACUUUCGAUCUAGACGACUUCUUAAAUGAACUGGUACAACCUCUCAUUGCACAAGGUCUCAAAGGUACCAGGCGAUCAGCAUCGAUCAAAUGGCCCUCAACCCCCUUGGUACAGCAAUGCGUAACAUACUACACAGAGGCCGGCCUUUACUCUCUAUUCCCCUUUGCAGACGCCGAGGCUCUGCAGGUCCUCGUCAAGGCCGAUGUGCUCAACCAUCCCAGUACAACCCGCGCAGCUUACCGUGCCUGUCUUGCUGCUUUCACGGCGAAUAUUACGCAGAUGCAUCGACAUGACCCUAUGUUUCGCGAUGCAGAUCCAGACGCCUAUGCGCAUGCAGCUCUUUCGCUUGUACCGGGGAUCAUUACAGAGCCAGUUGAUACUAGAACUGUAGAGGCAAUCAUGAUGAUACCUCAGUACGCCGAAAUGCUCCUUGGAAUUGCGAUUCAAGCACUCUACAAUCUGGGCGCCCACAGGAUGCGACCUGCCUCGGAAACAAACAUCAAACCCCAACAAAGCAAUCACCUUCGAGCCCUCUUCUGGCUAGCCUACGGCAUGGACCGCGAAUUCGCCAGUCGCAAGUCCCAACCUCCCCUCAUCAACGAAGCAGACUGCGACUUAGACCUACCUCCCGCAUACGUGCUCACCUCAUCCGCGAAGCACUUCUACUUCAAGCCACUAUCCUCCAAAGAGCUGCUCUACCCAACCGAUCUCCGCCUCGUCUUGAUCAAAUCGAGGAUCUAUCGACUUCUCUACUCCGUCCAGAGCAAGACAUACACCGAAACGCAGCGACUACAACAUAUCCGCGAAGUGGACCAGGAGCUGAGUGACAUCAAAUCGGAAUAUCCAGCGGAAUUCCGACCAGAUUCAUUCGCAACGGAAAGUGCGCCGGAUUAUCUCUUCCAUGAUCUCAGCAUUCGAGGUGUGAGCGUGCACCUGGAGUACUACUAUUGUCUAGGCAAGAUUCACGGUGCAAAUAGUACCGCCAAGCAAAUCCUUUCAUCAAGGUCUCGGUCACCGCUAACCUCCAGUGAGGAAAUUUGCUACGAAUCGGCGAGGUCCACGUUGAUUUAUGUCGGUCGUGUGAGGCAUUACAUCAAUUAUCACACAUUUUGGAUUCACGCACAAUUCGUCCUCACGGCCGUCGUCACGCUCUUCCGCUUCCUCAUCAUGCUACCCGCCGCAGAGACAUUCAUGCGCGAUAUCCAGAUCAUCGAAGAGAUCGCCGAGAUAUUCGCUCCGGCCCGGCAAACGGACGAAGAUGGGGACUUUUUCCCGCCUUUUCACCUGACACACGCCUUCAUUAUGAAACUCGUUUCUUUGGCGAAAAUGGCACGUGCUAGAGCUGUUGAGAGGGGGUAG
Molecule: messenger RNA, 1812 nt
Organism: Penicillium manginii
Lineage: Eukaryota; Fungi; Ascomycota; Eurotiomycetes; Eurotiales; Aspergillaceae
Product: transcriptional regulator family TF
Exons: 5
Coding region: 1-1812 (603 amino acids)
Biological process (GO): regulation of DNA-templated transcription; DNA-templated transcription
Molecular function (GO): DNA-binding transcription factor activity, RNA polymerase II-specific; DNA binding; zinc ion binding
Source: RefSeq, a predicted model, not a curated record